Anopheles moucheti is the source of this 3616-nucleotide messenger RNA. RefSeq lists its product as uncharacterized. The record is from RefSeq and is a predicted model, not a curated record. Lineage: Eukaryota; Metazoa; Arthropoda; Insecta; Diptera; Culicidae. Bases 575 to 2602 code for a protein of 675 amino acids. The transcript has 7 exons.
UCUCACCUGGCCAACGGGAACAGAAAAGAAGCUUUUUCUGUACGGGAUUUAAACAAGCAAUUGUGGCCUCUGUUUGUUGAAGCAAGUGGGUGCCGUAAGAAAUGAUCCGCACGGGAUGCUAAGCCGAGCAGCAUGUUCAGCAGUUUAGUGGCCACAGUAUUGGCGAAUUGUUUUCGUAAUGUAAAACGAAUCCCGUGUUUCCUCGUUUUCACGUCCGUCCUCGCACGUAGCGAAUGAGCGCUGUGGCAAGGUGAACAGAUGAUCGUCAAGCUGGUAGCGCAGAACGUGUGACGACCGAGACCUGUUCUACUGUGGCUGGAAGUGUAUCGAGGAAGCGUAAUCAUCUGGACGUAAAAACGCUCAAGUUUCGGCUUAUAUUGGUCGAUACACAUCGUCGUACGUUGUGGUGGAUAAGCAUCGACUGAGGGAAGAAGCGCACAAGCCACGAAGCAUGCUUUUGGGCGACAAAUGUGGCAAAGACAAGGAGCAGUAACGACGCAGCGUAAAGCAUCGGACCAGCAUCACCAGCUUUGGAUGGAUUUCCGUGUGAUGUGCCCAGAGAACAACGGACAAAAUGAAGAACGUUCUAUCGAGUGUUUACCUUUCCACGAGCAUACUGCACGCCUGUAGUGCAAUACCGAUCCCGUACGUGCAUACAGGACAUCAUGACGCUGUAAUCCUCGGGGUGCUAGCAUGUCUUGGCCUUGGUUCGUUCAUAAUGGGGUUUUGUAUUUUCUGCAAAAAGAAGAGUGGAAAAUUUAAGAAAUUUAAGGAUGGAGACAUCAUACAAGAGGUGAUUGCAACGGAAUACCCCAUACUGAAGGCUUUAAAUGUACUAGACACAUCUGUACCGUGUGCUGUCAUCCCGUCGAGUCCCAACAACCUUUCCACUGAUAAUCUUCUCGAUAAGAUUGAAACCUAUCAGAUCGAUGUAGAUCAUCCGCACGAUUCGUACUGUACGCGUAGAAGCGAUCCGCUGACUUGUACGUACGAUGAGUUCGAUCCGAACGAUGAAUCGGAUGAACGUACCGAACGGACUGCUACUACUGCGACCGUUGAACCGGUGGCCGGCGAUGAACCCCUUCUGUUUUCCGAUAUUUUUGAUGAAUCGCUGGAACGGAGCGAGAAGUGUAAUCUCACGGCGGUUUCGGUAGCGUUGCCGACCUCCUCAGGUGAGGAAGAUGACGAGGGGUUGCCACCACCACGGUCGGACGCAGAGGACGAGGACGAACGUCGCCCGCUGGUCAGUGACGAUAGUAUAGACGAAGCGGCAGCCACAACGGCCACCACCAUUACGGUCACAGCAACGAUGGCACAGUCAGCAGACGCUAUCAGCAUUGAGGAAGCGUUGCGUGCGCUAGAUAUUGCGAUCGAGGGCGAAGAAGACGAGGAUGAGGACGAGGGCCAAGCCACACCGUUGAACGAAAGCGACGAAUCGCUGUCACCGUCCAUCUACUCAGAACCACCCUCGGACAAGGUGCUUAGGCGGGAGGAUGUUGAACAGCAGGCAGCAGAACUGGUCGACGAUGUGCUCUACAAAUGUCAGUAUAUGCUGCAGAUGAUGGAUGCUAACGGGAGCAACCUUUCUCCGUUGGAGGCGGACGAAUUUUCGCCCACCAACUCCCGGGGGAACAUAUUCGACGGAUGGGGAAAUUUGGAGUUGGACGGAAACGUGUCGUUUGCCGCGGUGGAUGACGAUAACGAUGAUGAGUGGUGGAAAGGAUCGAUGGAACCGUUCGAAGGCGAGGACAGUGGGUGGAAUCGUGCUGGUAACGAUCCAUUCCAGGACGAUCACACGUUUGAUCUACUUCGUCAACAGUUGAGCCAACUGCUACCCCAGGGCAAUGAGUGUGGCGGGGGAGCUGCUCGCACCGAGAAUGAUCACGAUCAGGCUCUCGGUGGAAGUCCUAAAGCGUUUGACCAGGGCGGCAUACACGAUUACGAGCGGCCUGAACGAGAGACGGAGGAAAACGAAAUCAUCAUCAACUACAACCGUUCACUGUCGCCCAUUUUGGAGGAAAACGAAGACGAAAUUAGCUUGCCACCGUCGAUCAGUGUCGCACACUGCUCCAAUAUUGUGGAGAGUACGAUAAUCAGCACCGAGGGUCCUGUGGUGUGCGAAGCAACCGAAUCUGUGCCAGCCCUUGCCAGACGAAGCUCUCUCACUGCGUCGAACGAUACGCUGUUCAACCUGGAAGACGUACUGGAGGAUCGUUGCAUGACACCACAGGACGAUACAUUCCCUGCGAGCAGCCAUGCGUCGCCCCGGACGCUGCUGGUCGAGACCAGCGGAGACGCUAGUGGAUUAGAAAAAUUAUACACCUUCUCAUCACGACUCAUGUCAUCGGCGGCGGCAUCUUCGCUCGGUGCCAACAGUUUAGAUGACCAUCUACUUCAUCAUCACCCACAACGGCAUCACGUACUGCUUUCGUCCAUCUGUCUGGAUGACUUAAGCGUGGGUGAUAUUAUGGAAUCGCCACCACCACCGCCACCCCUACCAUCCGCCCUCGCGGUCGGUGGUGGUGGGGGUGCCAACGGUGGCAACAGUGCUGGCGGAUUACUCAUGGCCGAAACCAAACAGGAUCUUCCCUCAUCGGCCUAGAAGUCUGUAGUGCUGAACUAUUGGAUCGCCGUACGGUUUUCGAUGUCUUUAUUUAGUAGAUCUGAGCCUGAAGAAGUGGCGCAUAUUGUUGGAAUUCGUGCUUAUACAAAAUGGGGUCCCAACCUCAUUCCCUCGUGCAUCCUCUUCUACUCUAGUACAUGUCGCGUCCCCAUUUCACAACGAAACAGUGUGCAACAAACGAAAAAAAGUUAGUUCUUUCAGCAAAAAGAACAAUGCGUGACUCUGUGGAAGGCAAACUGUUAGUAGGUUUCUGUUGGCGUAAUUGUUAAACAUUCACACGACAUAUAUGCUGUACAUCACUCACACAUCUGCAAGCACUGGUGUUGGUUCCCCACGCUGGCAACGAACUCUGGAAGCUACGCGUUGCGUUUACGUUAUUAGAAGGAUGUAUCUUUGUGAUCUGCCGCGGGUAACACUUAAUGCAACUUAAUAAGAUCCUCGUUUCCCGCAACUGAUCGGGAUUUGUGAAUAUAUAUACGCGGUUGUUUAGUUAAUUCUCGUAUUACCUAUUGAAGGACGGAUUGAGACGGUAACGAUCACUGUGCAUGCACGUGCGUGGGAUAUGACACUCGUCGCAUGCGGGAAAACUCAGUUGAACAGUUUUAGUUACUUAUUAAAAUAGUGUCAAUUCUAUCAUGUACAACAUAAGCAUUCACUCAACACUUACCUUAUGCGCGCAUAUAUAUGUAUGUAUGUAUGAUAAACUCUAACUACCCCCUUUCACCAUUCGUUAUUUAUUCACAGUGUCAUGUACCAAGCGAUUUGAGUAAUGAACCGUGAUCACACAUAACAUGAAGAUUAGAUUAUUUUCUUUCCGUUUUAUUCCACGUGCAUCCUUUAUUCUUUCCCUGUAGAAGUGUACUCUGUGUGAGGUAGUAAAACAAAAUGGAGAACGGUCCAAGCCUAAUACGAAUGUAACUUUUCCUUUUACACCGUAGGUACGGAAAGGUACAGAGUUUCCUGUAAGAAAAAUAGAAAAUGUGACAAAAUAGA